GUGAUUUUGUUGAUGACACUCGUCGUGACAUUAGAUAUGGGUUAGAGACUCAAGAUAACCUUCAAGGCAAUAAAAAUAAGCGAGAUUCUUUAGCUGAUGAUACUCGUCAAGGUUUUGGGCAUGGAUUAGGAUCUCAAAACCUUCAACUCAAUAAUAAUAGGCAAGAUAGCUCAUCCGAUGACACUCGUCAAAGUUUUGGACUUGGGUUAGGAUCUCAAGAUAACCUUACAUACCCACAUCGUAAGAAACAAGAUAACUUAUCUGAUGAUACUCGUCAAGGUCUUGGGUAUGGGUUAGGAUCUCAUCGCAAUAAUAGUAUGCAAAAUAUCUCAUCCGAUGACACUCGUCAAGGAUUUGGAGGAUCUCAAGAUAACCUCUCACAUCCACAUCGUAUUAGUAGGAAGCAAGAUGAUGACGCUUUUGUAGACUUUGGACAUAGGUUAGAAUCUCAGGGAAAAUAUUUACAACCCGAAGAUAACGAAUCUGAUGAAGACCAUAGUAAGAAUGAUAACUUAGAAGACUUUGGGCAUGAGUUAAAUUAUAAUAAAGGUAACGCAUCUGAAGAAGAAUUGGAAUAUAAUUUAGAAUCUCAUGAUAAUAAUCAAGAUAAUUUAUAUGAAGAAGGAUUUGAACAUGGGAUAGAUUCUCAUGACAAUAAUCCAUAUUCUCAGCACGAUAAUGAAGAUAUCUCAUCUGAAAAAGAAUUCGGACAUUUAGAAUCUCAAGACAACAUUCCAUAUAAACAAGAUUAUAGCUUAACUGAAAAAGUCUCUGAGCACGAUAAGAAAAAAGAUAAGUUACUUUAUGAAACUCAUCAAGACAAGGUAAUGUCUCAAGACAUCUCGGCAUAUUCAAAACACGUGAAUAGUAAUCAAGAUAAUUCAUUUGAUACUCGUCGAUAUUCUGAUCAAUCUCAAAAGCAAAUGAAGAUUAGCAACAAAACUUAUAAAAAGGAUUCCAAUCCUAGUAAUCUCGAUAGCGAUAACAGAUUGUCUUCAGAUAAUAGUUAUAAACCUCAAAGUAGUAGUAAUAAGGGAAAAGGCAUGGGAUCAUCACAAUCUUCUGUUAGCGGUGGUGUGUUGAGUAAUGUGCGUAACUUCGUAGGUGGUUUAUUUAACAAAGAUGAUCGUGAAAUCAAUUUUAUAUUUCAUGUUCAUUUACCAGAAAAUAUUAAAGAUUGUGGACAUCCCAUGGUUAUUGGUAGUGUAAAAGAAUUAGGUUCUUGGAAAAAUCCCAUUAUCAAACUUUUUCAAAAAUCUCGUAAUCCAACAUACUGGCAUACUAGUCCGGUUACUAUUUCAAUAUCAAAUUUCGCUCAAGAUAUUCAAUAUAAAUAUGCUAUUUUUGCACCUAGUUAUUUUGUAAAAGGAGGAAAAAUUAUAUACGAAGGAAAUGGUACUCAAGAUAAUCGUACGCUAGAAACUAGUAGAAAUGAUCAAUUCGGCAUAUGGAAAAAUACUCGUGAAUUACGAUGUAGUUUAUAUUUCGACGCUAUACGCGACUAUGCCUUUGUAGAUUAUAUUUAUGAUUCUAUCGAAGUUGAAAACCUUAAAGAAAAAGUUAUGGAAUAUCAACAUUUAUUAACUGCCUACCGCGAACUUACGAUUCGUGCGUCAGAUAUCAAAUUUAUUUUCAAACACAUUGAUGAUGAAUCAAGAACAAAACGACUCUUUUUAUGUCUCCUCUUGGGGUACCAUAUUCAAAGGCAAAACGCGUUUUAUGAAUUAGCAAAAGACUUUCCAUCCGAAAUAUUGCUUGAUGCCUUCAAGGGAUAUACGAAAGAAACCCUACCUACAGCUACAGAGGAUCAAAUUUAUAAUGCCAUUACAACUUUAGUCCAAAAUAACGCUUUUAAGAUGAAAUUUGAUUGGCUCAACAUUUUUACAAUUGCUGCAGAAGUCGACCCUAAUUAUAAUUUCAUUGACCGUUUAAGAGCAUUAAAGUAUCCUAAUUACAAUUUAUUAACAAAACUUAUUAAUGAAGUUAAAAAACUUAUGCCUUAUAUUGACAAACAAAAGUUUGAAACUUACACCAAACUUGCCAAGUGGUUAAUUCAAUUAUGUCAUGAUAUGGACGGACUUAUUAAACUUUGGAGUGAUGUACUUUCGUGUCGUGACGUGUCCGAUAAAAAUCUUCUCAAGUGUUUCAUCGAUCGAGUUCAAGAGAAUAUUUCAAGUGAUGAUGCUGUUGCUUUAGGAAACCAUUUUAAAGAUAUCCCUAAAAAUUGCCGAGAAAAUGUUUCUAGCGUUUUCCGUGAUCGGGUCUUUUUUUUACUUAAAAGUCCAAGUAGCAAGUGGACAAAUCCAAAUACUUUUGCUAUACAGAACUUGCUUCGAAAUGGUAACCUGAAAUGGCGCAGUGAUGACGCCAUAAUGUCAUUGGAACUAAUAUCUAAAUCUAAUCAUUUUGAAUUAUUGAAUAUCUUUCCGGAAAUUUUGGAUGAUUGGUUUCGAAGGGAAUUUUCUGAUUCUAAGAAAAAGAUACCAAUUAUUUGUGUAACUUGGUUUACAAAUUUUUUGACCAAGCUGGGUACAAGUAAGAAAAGUGCUUCAAAUGAGAGUAGUGAUAGUAACUUUAUUUUUUUAGUAUUUCAACAAUUAGAACGAAUGUAUCCUUUGCUUGGUCAAAGGAUGAACCUUUGGCGAGAUAUAACCUCCAUUGCUAUAAAAAGAGUGAAGGGAUGUUCAGAAACUCAAAUAUUUGCCACAACAAAAUUAAUAUUGAAGAUACAGCGCAUGGAAUUCAAAAAAUUAUUUUUAGAGAUGAUAAAAGAAAUAUUAAACAAGAGCGUUCAACAAAUUGAUGAUCAGUUAAUUGAUAAAUUAUUUAUAAUUUGCGAUUGCAAUAAAAGAAACAAAAUUUUAAAUGUUCCAAAUCCGAUGAGCGAAGAGAUUUUAUGUCAUAUAAUGAUUAGAUUGCAAAGCCAAUCUUUUACAUCUUCGGAAAUUCCUUUAAACGUUUUAAAAGCUAGUAAAUUUUGGAAGAUUUUAUUAUGCGCUACUGGAAAUGUUGAAAAACUUCAUUCAAACCCAUUCGUCCAGCGUAUUAAAGCGUCUAUAAACGAACUUGGCGGAUUACUCCUUAAAAAAACAAUUGAUAUAAGAUUGUUACAACAACUUUUAAAAUAUUCCAAUGAUGAAUUAUUUUCUCAUUUUGAUGCAACUGUUGGCAAAAAGAGAUAUUUAAGUGAUGUGAUCGUCUCGCGAGACGAGAUUGCGAAACUUAGAGGGUUUUGUAAUAGUUUUCAACUUCAAUUCGAUAUGCUUUUCAAGUUUUAUGGAAGAUUUUGUUCGUCUGCUCAUGAUAUAGAUGAUUAUAUACAACAAUUGCAAUUUUCAGAUGGAAUAAAUUUGAAUCAAGCAAUUGCACCAGAUUUUUGGGCGUUCCAUAAAAAAACGUUAGACAGCGCGAGACGUUGUUACAAAUAUCAUCAAUCUCAAACUUUUUUAAAUAUCUUUGAAGUUUGUUACCAGGAAGAUGCUGCAACCAAAGUGGAAUAUAUAGCGCAAAAAUUGAUGCCGAUUGUUUUUGAAAGAUACGCUGCAUUAGUUGAACAAUUUAGGGAUUGGGAAAAACUCAAAAGUUCAGAUACCUCUUUGUAUUGGAAAAAUGUUACGAAUGUUAAUAAGGAACUUGAAUUAAUGGGUUAUAAUCGUCAAACCGAUAAGUUUAUAAAGACACUUGAUCAUCUAUCAAAAAUUCCUCACUGGAUUGAACGACUUGAACAGUUAGAAAAGGUUGCAUGUAUUUUCAAUGUAACACGUAAUAAAGAGAAAGAAGAUUGGCUAUUGAAAUCAAUUCGCCUUUUAAAAGAUGAGGAUUGUGGCGUGGAACUUGGGCAAAUAAAUAGUAUUUUUGAAUUCUUAGAUAAAAACCUUUCUACGGUUAAUGAAAAUUGUUGGAAAUUGAUAACAGAAUUAUCAAAUGCUGAUAAUUUUAUCGACUUCUUAAAGAAUAUUGCCGAUCAUGAUAUUACGAAUUUGAUUAAUGGUGUAGAUGAUCACUCGGAUGAAAAAUUGAUUCAAGAGGAUACGGUAACGUCGCUUAUUCAAGUCAAGCAAUUUUUAAUGCCUCUCAUGGAAAAAAAAACGGACACUGUUGCCGAUGUUUUGAAUGUAUUAUUAAAUCUUAUUAAGACCAAUCCCACACUAGGAGACAAGAUCUCGUUAUGUAGUAAUAGCAAUAUGGCAUUACAAAACAUGUACAAUAGCAUUUCGAACCGUGGAGAAGUUACUAAGGAAAAGAUUAAGAAUGCCGUAAAAAAUGGAAUUUAUACUUUUAAACGCGAUGAAAAGGAGGGAGAUAAAUGUCAAGUACUAUUGGAAUAUACCUCUAAAACUAAUAUGCAGUAUAAUUUAAAUGAAAUUUUUGAUUUACGUGGACGAGCUCUUUUAAUUGCCAAACCAAAAACUACGGUUAGGAUAAAUGAUGAUGGUGUAGUAAAUGAUAAAGAUGAGGAAAUGUCCAACAUUAUAGACGAUUUUAUUGUACAAGUUGAUAUCGCCCAAGAAAUUUUUAAUGUGGGAUCAGUGUUGAUCCAAAUGGGACAUUUUGGUUAUAGAAUAUUUGAACAAAGAUUACAUGGUACAGAAAGUAUGAGAAAUUACUUAAAAAGUUUAAAAAAUGAACUUGACGAAUGGAAAGAAAUAGUGGAUAAAGCACAGGAGAGAUGUUACUAUUUAACAUUUUUCCCUUCUCGUCACAUUUUAGCAUUCUACGAUUAUUUCACAUCAGACAAGUUAGAUAAAGAAAAUGAAGAAGAAUGCAAAAUAUUGAUUAGAUUUGUUAACAGCAAAGCCAAGUUACCUCCUCGAGAGGGUGUCCAAAAGAUAUCACAUGAAUCUAAUGAUUAUCUUGAAAUUCUUUGUAUAAUUGGUAAUGAAUUAGAAAGAAUUUUUAAAAAUGUUCCAAAACAAUCACGUAAGCUUAAAGCUCUUGGAGAACACGUAAAGUCGGAUAUCGUUACGAAGGGUAAAUUAUUCGUUGCGGCUUGCAACAACACAUCAUUAGUUUCAAAUAUCAUCAUGUCGUUAUUUGCUAAUCAUGGAUCUUACCCGGAACCAUGGCAACUUUUAAUAUGCACCUCUUCAACUACGAUUGAAGAACUCACAAUUUUCAUUAAAAGAAGUUUUUUUGCUUCAAAUAAUGGAUAUGAGAAUCACUUAUUCUGUAUUGCAAACCUAGAAUUAUUAGACUUUGAAUUACAAUAUAGUUUGGUUAAUCAAAUUAGAUCGAUGCGAAAUCAAAAGGGAAAAUAUCUUUUGGCACUUAUUUGUUGUAGAGAAGCUGGAAUGCACCAUCAUAUCUUAGAUCAAUUCUCCUUAGAUGUUCACGUAACUAACGGUUUAUCCACUGAGACAAUUACAGAAAUUUAUCAUGACUUAUGUAAAAAUGUUAUAGCUGUCUCAUCCGACUUAUCCGGACAAGGUAAAACUGAAUGGAUUAAAGAAAGCAGCUACAAUAAAAAGAAAAUUCCGCGUAGCUUUUUAAUAAGCGAUGGUAUGGAAUAUAAUAGACUUGUACAUCAAUUCAAAAAAUGUAAACUUCGAUCCGUAGAAAGUCUACAUAUAAAUAUAGUAUCAUCGGACCAUCCUGAAGAUGUCAAUAUGUUUUUAUUCGAGCUAUUAACCUUAGGCAUAGUUUCAACAAAUGUCGAUAUAGCUUGUCUUCCAUUCUCAGAAACGCCUAUACACAUUUUUAUCGAAAUAGCCUCCACUACUGAACAACGUUUACGUAGUUCUCUUCCUAUGGUAGGAUUUCUAUUGUCCGAACAUUUAUCUUGGAAUAUAAACAAUUUGAAGAUUUCUCAAGAAAUUCAUAGUCCAAUUCAAGUUGUCUGUCAUUAUUUGAAUUUUUAUGAAAGCAUGGAAAUAGAUACAAAGGAAAUCCUUUUUCGAACGGAUGAUGCAAUCAAAGAGCCGUUACCGUUAGUGCGUUGCCAAAAUCUUAUAGAUAAAUAUUUCUUUAACAAAAAUACCGAGGGUAUCUUUUCAUAUAGAUUCGUGGAAGUAUUUGUUAAUGUUCUUGCGGAUCAAUUAGUUCGAUUAUCAUCAAGUCAAUUUUUUACUGUAGAUAAUUUGAAAUUGAUGGUAAAAGAAACUAAUAUUAGAUCUUUGAUAGUUGAUACCUUGAUAGGAGUCUCAAAAGAUUUUGCAACUCGAUCUAUCAAAACUAAAGCUGCACAACUAGAAUCUGAAGCUAAUACUGAUGAUGAUGAGAAUGCUCGUCUUGGAACGAUUGUUCAAUGGGACGAUUCAAAUCAUCUUAUAGUAGUCUUUAAUUCUCAAACCCCAGAUACGAUAUCAGCUUUGUAUCGUGACAGAACAAAAGUUCCUAAUAAUGUUAAGAUUUUAUUAAGUAGUCAAGUGAUCGGAGAUAAAAAACAAUGGCAAUUAGAUGAUUAUAAUAAAAUGACUGCGAAUGCUCUCUUAGAAAAACUACAAUUUUUGGCACGAAGAUCAACGGAAAAAAAGGAUUUUCCUGAAUACGCAUUGUCUGGAGAUAAUUUAAUAAAGAUGGCCCUAAUUCUUUUAAGAGCACGUGCGAAUAUUCCGGUCAUAGUUUGUGGAGAAGCGGGAUGUGGCAAGACAAGUUUAAUUGCAUAUUUAGCCAAUAUGGUUGAAGUUAAAUUUGAAGCUCUUAAUCUUCAUGCUGGAGUUAAAGAAGAAACUAUUAUGGAGUUUAUGAAUAGUGCUUUGGAAAAGGCAGUGAAUAGCGAGAUUUGGUUAUUUUUUGAUGAAAUCAACACUUGUAAUCAUAUAGGGUUACUUUCGGAUUUAAUAUCUCAUCGAAUACUUAACGGUAAACCCAUACAUCCAAAUAUUCGUUUAUUUUCUGCCUGCAAUCCUUACCGUAUUCGUACAAAAGCUCAAAGUGAAGCUGGUUUAACAAGUAAGGUCAAAAAAUACGAAGAGAAAAGUAACCUUGUCUAUCAAGUCAAACCACUCCCUGAUCAAAUUUUGGAUUAUGUAUGGGACUAUGGUGUUCUGAAACAAAAUGAUGAAUUUAAGUAUAUUCAAAUUAUGGUAGAUAAGGAAUUAAAAAAACUGGCAAGUCCUGUAUUUGCCAAUCUCUUAUUCGCCUCUCAAAAAUUCAUUCGUGAGGUUGAGGAACCGUAUAGUGUCAGCUUGCGUGAUGUCAAGCGAGCUAUAACAUUAGUGAAAUUCUUUUCUAAUUCACUUGAGAAUCGUCCGAUUUUAAAAAAGGGACAUAAAUAUCCACCACAAUCGCAAUCUGGUAACAUAAAAACUAGAGCUUAUGUUUUAGCGCUUAGUCUUUGUUAUCAUUCUCGAUUAUAUGAUCAAAAAUUACGUAAAAAUUAUCGUAGCGAAAUGGAAAAAAUAUUAAAUUUGAAAAAAGAUGCGUUUUCUAAAAUUAUUCGUGACGAACAGGAAGAUUACAUUAACAGAAUGCAAUGUCCACCUAAUACAGCGAAGAAUGAAGCUUUAUUGGAGAAUGUUUUAGUUAUGAUUGUAUGCAUCUUAACCAGAAUUCCAUUGUUUUUAAUAGGAGCUCCGGGUUCAUCAAAAUCUUUAGCAAUUCGUCUUAUCAGUUCGAACUUACGUGGAUCCGAUUCGAUCGGUUUGGCUGAAACGAGUCCUUACAAUCCGUUGAAGGUGCUACACUCUUUGCUCGAACCAAGUCCAUUUAAAGAUCCAUCGAAAAACCAAUCAAACGGUCCGUCAAAGGAUCCGGCUAAAGGACCUCACUCUUUCCUAGAAGAACUCUAUCCGGCGGGACCUACCGUCUCAGUGAUUGGAAUAUCUAAUUGGCGUUUAGAUAAUAGUAAAAGUAGUCGUGCAUUACUUGUUCAAAGGUAA
Molecule: messenger RNA, 7820 nt
Organism: Funneliformis geosporum
Lineage: Eukaryota; Fungi; Glomeromycota; Glomeromycetes; Glomerales; Glomeraceae
Source: the annotation of a GenBank genome assembly